Messenger RNA from Caenorhabditis remanei, 573 nucleotides. RefSeq lists its product as uncharacterized. The record is from RefSeq and is a predicted model, not a curated record. Gene Ontology annotation, cellular component: cytoplasm. Lineage: Eukaryota; Metazoa; Nematoda; Chromadorea; Rhabditida; Rhabditidae. The transcript has 3 exons. Gene Ontology annotation, molecular function: dCMP deaminase activity. Gene Ontology annotation, biological process: dTMP biosynthetic process; dUMP biosynthetic process. The coding region runs from base 1 to 573 and encodes 190 amino acids.
AUGUUUCAACUGUUAUCAUUUCAGACAGUUCUACUGCUAGAUAUGUCGAACUUUGAAUCAGAGAAACCUUCCGUAUAUGUACAAUCGUCAGAAAAAACCUCCCAGUCGAUUUGCUCACCAGGCGCAGGACCAACCGGAAAACGUCUUGACUAUAUCACAUGGCACCAACAUCACAUGUAUAUGGCACGAAUGCUGAGCGAGAUGAGUACAUCAUCUCAACCUAGUGGAUGUUAUAUUGUCGAUAAAGAGCAUUAUCAAAUUGCAUCAGGUUAUUCAGGGGAAAUUGUCUUCAAAGAAGAUUCCUGUCAGUGUGCAAUCGUCUCAGCGCUUCAUAAAUUGGAGAAAAAAGCAAAUGACAGUGACGAGAAUUUCAUAAUGUAUAUUACGAGUUUUCAUGAUUGUAGGCAAUGCUGGGAAAGGAUCAGCAGUAUGAAGAUUUCAAAAAUCUGGUACUGGAGCCCUUCAAACAAUUCAAAAAAUUGGGAGCAUGAAUUCCACGCUUUUCUAAAUUCAAGUGGUAUCGAGUUGGCAAAGUAUACGCCAACUCGAACGAUUUCAAUUGAUUUCCAAUAA